Phascolarctos cinereus (koala) is the source of this 7021-nucleotide messenger RNA. Lineage: Eukaryota; Metazoa; Chordata; Mammalia; Diprotodontia; Phascolarctidae. The record is from RefSeq and is a predicted model, not a curated record.
GAGAGGAGGAAACUUGUAGUUUGGCAACAGAGGGACAAGCCAGGUGGCCCACAAACCAACCAGGGCAAGCAGCUGAAACAACUCCUUUUACUGCCUAUGUGCAAAUGGAAGUCCUAGAAAAGACCUGGGACCUAUCCUCCUUUAGGAACCCAGCUCUUCCCCUAUCCCUGAGAGAUCUGAUUGCCAUCAGUCUUACCACAGUAUGUGUUGCAAAACAUGGUGGGGUCUUCAACUGUUUCUGUCUCCCUGGGCAUGGAUGGAACGCCAGCAUGUACCACCAUCACGAUCCCUGCUAUCACUUGUAUCCCGACUCCUGUAACUGCAUCAUCUUCCAUCGUCCUAACACUGCAUACUGCCAGUUGCAGCCACCUGCACCUGGGAACCUGAGCCUGAAUUCAGCACUGCCCAGUCCUGGCAGCACCCUGACCUUGACCGUGCUCCUUAGCCAUACAGCCACUCAGCUGAGCUGGUACCUGCAGUCAGUGAGGGAACAGACCCUAGUGGCACUGCAGUCUGGAACUCAGGUGGCCUUUAGCACCACGAGGGACCGGGCUGUUCUCACCAUCACCAAUGUCUCCCAAGAUUGGGCAGGCCAGUAUGUAUGCCGCUUCGUGUCCCGGGGUUUCCUGUGGGAGCUGCAUCAGCUGGUGGAAGUACCCCUGCAGGCCGAUGAUGUGCUUCGACCCCCAAGGCAGCUCUCUGUUUCCUGCAAUGCUUCCUCUGGCUUCCAGUUAAGAUGCUGCUUCCCCAGAACAACUCUGAACUACACUGCCUCCUGGAGCUCUCAAUCCCUGCCUGGUACAGCAUUCUUGUCCAGGACCUCUGAGACAGAGUGUCUCACUCUAGUUGUACCAAGCUGCCCUGAGAAUGAUACCAAGUACACCUGUAAGCUGGAGAGCCCUGGACUGGACCUUGUGAGCAUCCCUAUCUCCGUCUCCAUUAUCCAGGAUGGAGAUACUACUUGUCCCCAGGACUCUUUGGGCGGUGACUGGAAGGUCACUAAAGCUGGAUAUGUGGCCCAGAUCCCAUGUCCUUUGAACAGGAUGGGAAUGGUGGAGAGGCACUGUGGGGCCAAAGGCAACUGGGGACCCAUCAGCAGCAGCUGCACUGAUGUGAGGCUAGUGGCCUUGUUUCACAGAGCCCAGCUGCUGUUGGCAGGCCAAGGUGAGCCAAGGAGGAAGGUGCCGCUGCUCAUAGCACAUUUGCGGAAGGAGGUAGCAGCUGUGAGUUCCCCUUCUGACUUGUUAGCACUGUUGGGUACUGUGAAGAUCUUGGCCCAGGUGGUGACCAGGGACCACAUAGAACUUAACCGCAAGGCCUUGGAGGAUUUUCUGAUGGCCACAAAUGACCUCUUGGAGUUGGAUCCCAAUACUAUCUGGGUCCCAGCCCAGGCCCAGGUGCCCUCAGUGAGUUCAGCAAUCCUGCAGAGUGUGGAGAGCCUGGGUCAAAGCCUGUGUUCCAGUGACCACCCCUUCUAUCUCACCUUGCCCAAUGUGCAACUACAGACUCAGCUUCUUGGACCUAUGACCCCAGAGGACUACAGUGUCUCAUUCACUCAUACCCCCAUCAGGGCAAAAAUCCCCCACCAUGCACUGGCGCAACUGGCUUGGGAGACUGGCCGUGUCAGUAUCACCAGUACGGUACUGAAUAAAUUGGGCCAUAUCCUACCCAUGAACUAUGGGCAGGGGUUAAGUGACUUACUCUAUACCACUCCUGACUUGGUUCUCUCCAACUCCAUCAAAGACGGUAAUCAGACUGUAACCAAAGUGGAGAUCAUUAUGGAUUUUGUGGGUACAGAGGGUACUCCCACUUGUGUCUUCUGGGACCACAACCUCUUCCAGGGUGCAGGCGCUUGGUCAAAGGAGGGCUGUGAGGCCAGAGUGGGUGACACCAGCAGCACCACUCAGUGUAUCUGCUUGCACUUAACCUCCUUUUCUGUCCUUAUGUCCCGCCAUUCUGUCCCAGACAACCCAACUUUGACAUUGCUCAGCCAAGUGGGCUUGGGGGCCUCAAUAUUGUCACUGCUGUUAUGCCUGGGAGUAUACAGAGUUGUAUGGAGGGCUGUAGUCCAGAAUAAGAUAUCUUACUUUCGACACGUGGCCUUACUCAAUGUGGUACUCUGCUUGCUUGCUGCUGACACCUUCUUUCUUGGGACAUCACUGUUACCCGUAGGCCCCCACAGCCCGCUUUGCCUAGCUGCUGCCUUCUUUCCCCAUUUUUUCUACUUAGCUGCUUUCUUCUGGAUGCUGGCCCAAGCCCUGGUGCUAGCUCAUCAGCUUCUCUUCGUCUUUCACCAGCUGUCUAAACACUAUGUACUACCCAUCAUGUUUCUCUUGGGCUACCUGUGCCCGUUGGUGUUCGCAGGUACAACGUUGGGCCUGUACCUCCCUGAGGGACAAUAUUUGAGGGAGGAUGCAUGCUGGUUGGAUGGGAAGGGUGGAGCAAUCUAUACUUUUGUGGGGCCAGUGAUAGUCAUCGUAGGGGUAAACUGGCUGGUGCUGGCGAUGGCUGUGGUGAAACUGCUGAGGCCCUCAUUGUCUGAGGGGCCCCAGAUUGAGAAGCGGCAGGCCCUUGUGGGUGUGAUCAAGGCACUGUUCAUCCUUAUGCCCAUCUUCGGUCUGACUUGGGUGCUGGGCUUGGCCACUUUGAUGGACGGAGGCAACGAGAUCCCUCACUACCUGUUCACAGUUCUUAAUACCUCCCAGGGGAUCUUCAUCCUACUCUUCGGCUGUCUUAUGGAUAAGAAGGUACAGGAAGCAUUACUCAAACACUUCUGCUGUAUUGUGCCUGCUGUCUCCACUGUCUCCCUGCAGGCCACAAAUGGUAUGAAUGACUUGGAAUCCAGCAAAUGAAGACCAGAGAAUGCUAGUUUUGAAGAGAUUUGGCCUGACCGAGAUUCUGUUCUCACACACACUGCUGGUACAUGUGGCUGAUUUACUGUUUCUUUUUGCCAUUCCAAAAAAAUGAAAUCAGCAACUUCAAACUUGCCUUUAGACCUCUUUUUAAAAAUGGAAGCUUUACAGAUGUUUCAUGUAUUAAAUAUAUACAAGUUGCAGAACAGAAACCAAAUUUUAUGAGCACAGCUUAUAAAUAUAAAAAAUAAAAUUUUAAAUACCUGUAGGAGGUAUGAAGAGUGACUAUAUUAAGAGUAUUAAGAGUGAAAUUAUAAAAAACUUAAAAAGAGGACAACAGAAAGUUGGAUCCUGAUGUGGGACUGGCAUAACUUCUUUAAAAAAAAUAGUUUUAUUUGUGGAUUUUGUUUUUACAUCAUUUAACCUCCUUCUUUACUGCCCCAUCCCUCCACAGUUUGAAACCAACAGGUGGAUCAGUAGAUUUAUAUUGUGUGACUGGGCACAUACACUCCAAUUCUUCUCCCCCUCCCCCACAAAAAAUAUGUAACCAGUGCAAACCUUUCCAGCAAAAUCACAAUUUUUAUUUUAUUCACUUUAUUUGUCCUCCAUUAUGCAUCCCAAUGGAUAAAAGGCACCAGGCACUACAGGGACUCUUAUCUUGUAACAAAGGAAAAGACUUAAGGGAAAACAUGGGAUAUAGUGAUCUCCUCUGACACUAUAUGCAACAUUCUUCCCUACAGACUGACGUGAUUUUUGUAAAAGUCCUCGUGGAUUCUCAGAUGCGAGGGAGCUAUAAUCCAUGAGGUGCAGAAUGGUGUUCUGGAAGAAGCAUUUUUUAGAGUGAGCUACGUGGAAAGGGACAAGGCUGGGGAUAAUCCAGAAUAAUCUUACCCUUUUACAUAAAGAGGGAUCUUAUUGUUAGGGGAAACACUUUUUUCCCCAGGGAAAUUUAUUUACAGCUUUUAAUGAUUUGCUGAAAAGCCCUAGAAAUGGGGCCCCAGAAAUAUCUGCACAUGGAUUAGAACAUCUUGCAAAUGGAGGGUACUGUCUUAUAUAGACCCUCUGUUCCUUUCUGUCCUGUUGACAAUCUAGUCAUCCAUCCAGUCCUAACAGUCAGCCCCACCACUUUCAACCCUCAGUUUGCAAACAACAAAUAACAGAUUUACAUUGUGUAUAUCUGAGUAUACAUACUCCCAUUCUUUUUCCCCAAAAACUACAUGUAACCAGUACAAACCUUUCCAGCAAAACCCACUAUUUUUUACUUGACCCAUUUUAUAUAUCUUCUGUCAUGUAACCCAAUAGACAAAAGACAUGGGGCCCCUACAAUGGUGCUUUUGCUCACUUUUGGUUCCACAACUUAGAUGACUAACAUCGUUCAAAGGGUAUUGAAAAUUAUUUUACAGGUCUUAAAAAAAAACCUAGGAGAAAUUUUGAGAAAUCAGAAACUAGAAUUAUUAUUUUCAUUUAUUAAUUACCAUAUAGGUUUCUGAUAUUGUAAAUAAUAAGACUAGCUCUAUGAAUCCCAAAAACAUUUAUCAGGAAGCUUGAAAGGCUAGAGCAAAACAAAGAUACUAACCACCUGAAACUGAAAAACCAUUUACUGCUGCUAUACCGCAACUUUAGCAGAGAUGUCAAACAUGUAGUCAGCAGCCUGAACAAGGUUAAAAUGUAACUGGGAAAUAUUUAACAAAUUAAAAACACAAUAGAACGUGGAUAAUGUCACUAUGUGGUUUUCUAGGUCAGUAUGCAGUCAACAGGGAUGUUUAUGUACAGUUCAGUGGUCCACAUUUCUGUUUUAGCUGGACAGUCACUGACCUAUAGCAAUGAGAUAACCUAACACUAUUUGCAUGGUUCUGUAGGGUGGGUGCUGUCUUAUCUAUAGUUAAUUAUCUCUUAGGCAGUCCUCAGCUAAGAUUUCAGCCCUGUUGCCUUACAACUCAAGUCUGGUUUCUGGAGAUGCAGUCUAUUUAAAUGGUAUCUUAAGACCAACUGUCACAUAAACCAAAGAUUUCUGAGCCAAGAGGGUGCUGGUAGAUGUUUAACAACCAGCUCUCCAGAAAAACAAUGUGCCCCAAACACCCUUUUAGUGUAACCCGCAUUACCGAUAUUUUCUCCAUCACUUAAUUCUAGACAAUCAGCAGAACAACAGAUCAAGUCCUGAUUGUAUAGCAUUUUCUGAGUUCCAAAGUGUAAAUGCUCACCUUGAAAAUACAACUAUCAGUGGCGAGCUAGCUGGAGGUGGCUCAGCACCCCACUGCCUCUGGCUGAGGGUUCUCACAAGGUCAUUCAGAGUUAAGUGUUUUAACAUAUAGUCUUUCUACAGUCUUUGGCAGUACUGGAUUGGUCAUAGUCCAAACCAUGCUCACAGAAGUGGGGGCAGAGGGUGGGCAGAAAGCCUAAGUGAACUCCUAGCUUUAGACUUCACAGACAAUCAAGAAGGACAAUGCCUGGUUGGGAUUCCCUCAUCGGCUAAACUGAAUAUUUGAAUGUUUUAAGUACAGCAGCAGAAUGAAUGAAUAUGCGUUGAGCACCACAGGUUGGCUUAAUGCAUCUAUUUAACAGUCAUACAUAAGAGUUAGACAUACUGAUAGAAGUUACUAUCUGAGGUUUUAGAACAUGAGGUUUUGGAAUUUCUGCCUAGGGAGAAUUACUAUUGUACUAAGGAUACUCCCUUACAAGUUUCUGGAAGAAGUUGAUCCUUGGCUACAAAAGUUGGCACUUUGCUAUAAACAUUGGAGUGAUGAUUGAUUUAAAUUCUCUUUUUCCCUAAAAAUGGCUCACUUCUUUUCAGAAUUUUUUUUAAUUUCCAUCUCCAGAAGUUUUCUUCUUCCAUUUCCUCUCAAGUCUUCUUCCCUUCCUACCAAGAACAUUUUGAUUUCUGUCUAGAUGUUAGAUUUCAUUGGUAUGGGGAAACAACUCCCUCUGCUGACACAGACUGACACCAUGGCUGCUGCUUAGCCUUACAGUUGCCUGUGCCACUAGGAGAUGACGUGACUCAGGAGUGUAGACUUAGAGGUGGAAGGGGCCUCAGCAGUCAUCUACUUCAGCCCUCUCAUUUCACAUACAAGGAGACUGAAGCUCUGAAAAGUUACUGACUUGGCCACAGUCACGUGGAUAGUUAAGCAGAAGAGGUGGGACGUAUUAAAGCUUAAUAGUCCAGGCUCAGACCCCUAAAUGAACAAUGGAUACAGACUGAAAGGCUUGGGGAUAACUCUUACUGCCCAAGGAAAAGUUAGAUGUCACUGUAAAGUGCCACGCCUCUGGUGAAAUAUGAUGGGACCUGGAGAAACAUCUGGAGAGAAGCAAAUAAAAUUGACAAGCUGAUCGGGAGACUGACGUAUGAGGACUGAUCAAAAAGACUAGGGUUCUUUAGUUUGGAAAAAUGACUAAUUAAGAGGGAGACAGAACCAAAGCUCAUAAAAUCAUACAUAACAUGAACAUAAACCUGUCAACUGAUUAAGUGAUAAUGAGAAUGAGGGGCCACCCUUUGAACCCUGAGUGAAGCAAGUUUAGAAAUAAAAGUACUAUUCCAAAUACCUAGUUGUGCAAGACAGGUAUAAUUAAAGCUGGUAAGUAGUAGAACUUAACUUUGUGGGGAAAAAAAAAUCCCAUAACUAACCUGAGUGAGUUCCCUGCAAAGGUCACAACAGAGAUGGAAGUCAAACACCUGGCAGGAAUACAUCUGUUACAUUCCUACAUAAACACAGAGGGCCGGUAGAGUCGGAUUUAAAGUUCUUUUUCAACUUUGGAACUCUAUGAAAGUUAACUUUUGAAGAAGACAUAUGCCCCAAUAAAAAUGGUAAUUUGUGCUCCUUUUAUAUUUUUAUUCUAUUUAUAGAAUGCUUUUCAACCUAAAAAUCUCAUAUGUAGAAAGAAGCAUGCGAACAAGGCCCCAGGUAAAGGAUGUGGUCGGAAUGACCCACUCUGCCCAGCCUACCUGGUGGAUAAUCUUGACUGCCAACCACUAGGAUCUUACCAAGACAAACUAAAAGGCAGCAGAGCAGUUUCCUUUCUCAAAGCACUUUUUCUUUAGUGUAUUAAAAAGGAAAAAUAGGCCAGAGGAUCUCAGGAAUAUCGGUCCAAGUUCAGAGUUUUCCAACAUUUCAUUAAACAUUUGGCCAAGAUACCUCUGUCUUAAAGGGUGAAAUUAUUUUACUUUAGGCUAAAAA